GAAUGAUUAAGCCAAGCUCCUCAUAACAUUUCACUAGCAGGUAGGACCAUGACAGACUGCUAACAACAAAGUGAAUUCUGCUGUGAAAAAACAGAAAAAAAAUGGGAAAAGGAGAAAGCGAUGAUUCCGAAGAUAUGCAAAGAAAAGAAAAAGCGAAGAUUCAACUCAAAAGAAAUAUAGGUUAUUUUGAUGGGGUAAGUUUUAUUAUAGGAACAAUUGUCGGGGCAGGUAUCUUUGUGUCUCCCACAGGGGUGUUAAAGCAUUCCUUACUCAAUGUUGGCAUCGCACUAAUAAUCUGGACUGCAUCUGGGCUGGUUUCUCUGAUGGGUUCCCUCUGCUAUGCAGAACUUGGAACCUCUCUGCCCUUCUCUGGAGGAGAAUAUAGCCAUAUUAAAAGAGGCCUUGGAUCCCUCCCCGCCUUUGUGUUUAUCUGGACGUCAACAUUUACCAAACCAGCAUCAAAUGCUGCUCGAGCCUUGCUGUUUGCUGAAUACGCCACCCAGCCCUUCUAUGGCAUUUGCCCUCCACCAGAAGUGCUGAAAAAAUGCUUGGCCUUGGCUGUUCUCUGGUCCCUGGGGAUUUUGAAUGGCUGCAGCGUCAAAAUGGCUGCGUGGGUGCAGACAGUUUUCACUCUGCUGAAGAUGAUGGCCUUGUCUGUAAUUGCUGUCGGCGGCGUUGUUCUCCUCAUUGCAAGGCAAAAGGAGAGUCUGGCCAGAUUUGAGGACUUGUUCAGCUCAGAGAUCCCCAACGCUUCGCAGGUUGCUGAAGCCUUCUUCCAAGGACUGUACGCAUAUGGAGGCUGGUGGUCCGUCAAUUAUAUGGCAGAAGAGAUGAAAAACCCCAGCAGAAAUAUCCCAUUAACUGUGAUGACUGCAGUUCCUGCAGUAAUUGUUUUUUAUUUACUGGUGAACAUCUCAUAUCUGACUGUCCUCACACCUAAGGAAAUUGUCUCCUCAGUUGCUGUGGCAGUCACUUGGGCUGAUCGAGUUAUCCCCUCUGUUGCCUGGAUCAUUCCUCUCUGUGUUGCUGUCUCAAUAUUUGGUGCCCUCAACAGCAGCAUGUUCACACUAGGUCGAUUAAGCUAUGCUGGAAGUCAGUCAGGACAUUUACCUGUUUUAAUAUCCAUGCUUAAUGUCCACUCCUGUACUCCAGCACCAGCCAUGAUUUUUUCAACCACCAUUGCAUCCAUUUUUAUCAUCCCCUCUGACCUUAUUAUGUUAACAAAUUACUUUGGAUUUUCUGCCUGGCUUAUGAUUGGACUGACUUGUGCAAGCCUGAUUGUACUUCGAUACCGGGAACCUCAUCUGCAUCGACCAUACAAAGUGUUUCUGCCAGUUCCAUUUGUGAUGGUGGCAGUGUCUUUCUUCCUAGUUUCAGCUCCCAUAGUCUGGUCUCCCAAUCUGCAAUAUAUUUACGCUUUCUUGUUUAUGCUGGGAAGUCUUAUUGUUUAUCUGCCUUUUAUACAUUUUAAAUUGCAUUUUGCAUUUCUUGAUAAAAUUACUUGCCACUUACAGCUGCUGUUAGAAGUCUCUCCUGCUGAUGGAUCUGCUGAGGGCAAAUGUGAAUAAUGGCAGAUGUUGAAUCCUGGCACAACUAAGAGCCAACACAGGAUUUUGUUUAACUGAGAGUGUAAACAGUACAAGUUAGAUGUUAGGUGUGAAAAACAGGUGUUCAUGCAUGUAUAGAUAUAUACAUACAUAGAUGAAUAUACAUACAUCACAUUCAUAUAUGCAUACAUGCAUUUAUAUAUAUAUACAUGCACAUAUAUAUAUACAUGCACAUAUAUAUAUGUAUGGGCAUUAGCAUAGUAAGUUAAUACGUAGAUAUUCGUGUGUGUCUGUGUAUAUACAUAAUAGGUGCAAAGGAUCUCUCUUAAACUUGUAAAAUCUGUAAAAUGCUCUCUCUUGCUCCUGAAAACACACUUAAAAGUUGCACAUAGUCUUGCAAUAAUAAAAAUGACUCAAUUACAGCAUACAUAAUUAUCAAUAUUAUAAUACAAUAAAUGAGUAAAUACA
Molecule: messenger RNA, 2015 nt
Organism: Pseudopipra pipra
Lineage: Eukaryota; Metazoa; Chordata; Aves; Passeriformes; Pipridae
Gene: SLC7A13
Product: solute carrier family 7 member 13
Exons: 4
Coding region: 102-1568 (488 amino acids)
Biological process (GO): amino acid transmembrane transport
Cellular component (GO): membrane
Molecular function (GO): L-amino acid transmembrane transporter activity
Source: RefSeq, a predicted model, not a curated record